This is a messenger RNA of Tetrahymena thermophila SB210, 528 nucleotides long. Its product is annotated as transmembrane protein, putative. Lineage: Eukaryota; Ciliophora; Oligohymenophorea; Hymenostomatida; Tetrahymenidae. The record is from RefSeq and is a predicted model, not a curated record. The transcript has a single exon.
AUGAGUGAACAAAAGAACGAUAGCAAUUAAUAAAAAUAAACAAAUAGCUCAAUUUAAAAUUAAAACAGUAAAAGCUACUACAAUACAGAACAUGUUUAGGAUUAUAUGAGAAUGAAAUUCUAUUAAUUUAAAGCUCAAAAUGCAUUAAUGGAUAACUUUUAAUUGCUUUUUUUAAAGAAAUAUGAUAAACUAUUAACAGAAGAAGAAAAAACAAUAAGAAAAAAAUGCGAUUAUUUGAUUUAAACCACAUCAACUGUUGCAAAUUUUGGCUCAUUCUUUUUUAUUCUAUCUAAUCUUAGCGUAACAUAAGAGAUAAGAUUCAAUCCAAUUCGCGACUUUAAAGUUCUUGUUGGUGGAGUAGCAUUGAUGUUUGCUUUAAGAGGAGCUGGAAUAUUAUAUAUGUGGUCUUAAUGUGAAAAUAUGUAUUUUAGAAUCUAUCCUAAAAUAAAUCUAGAUGAGCAAGUGGAUUUUUAUGCUGAAAAUAUAAAUAAUAAUUUCAAAAUAUUUUUAUAUAGAUAUUUUUUCUGA